Messenger RNA from Coregonus sp. 'balchen', 5373 nucleotides. NCBI's taxonomy places the organism in Eukaryota, Metazoa, Chordata, Actinopteri, Salmoniformes, Salmonidae. The record is from the annotation of a GenBank genome assembly.
AUGUCUUUGAGAGGGCCACUACGUCGUCUUCUGCGGACGCAACUCAACAAUACCUGUCAGAGCAGAGCUCGUUCUGUGGUUGUUUUAGGAGCCCCAUUUUCAAAAGGACAGGUAAGGAAAAAGCGAAUAUCCUAAUAGAAGCCAUUCGUUUAAUAUGGCUAUUUGAUUAGGGUAUUUCGUUUACCAGAAUGAUUGAACUUGACUGGUUUUCUUUUAGAAAAGGAGAGGGGUGGAACAUGGACCCAAAGCCAUCAGGGAUGCCGGUCUGAUCGAGAGACUUUCAAAUCUGGGUAAGUGAUGUAAAAUCUUAUUCAUGUGUUAGAACAAACUGCUAAAUGUACCGUUGGACUAAAAUACUAAUUCUAACCCUAAAAUAGGUUAAUGAUUCAUGCAAGAGCUGCUUCCCAAAGUCCUUCAGUUCUCGGAAGUAAAGCAUUGGGCUAUAGGCUAUGUGUUACAUCAGUCUUUAACAUAAAUGGCUAUUAUCUAAUUUUGUCAAACAAAGAAAACAACCACAGGGAUUGUUCAGACCUUGAAUGCUGGCGAUCAACAUUGAAUUUUUAAUCUAAAAGGAUUAAGUUCUUGUCAUUUAAAACGUUAAAAUAACGGUUUUAUUGAGUCACAAGUGCGAGAAAGAAUGGGCAAGUCUGCUGUCGUCACUGAACAGUCAGUUACGCAAUCAACCAAUCCCGAAAAGCAAGUUCUCUCCUCCCAUUGUAGCCUUCCCUUUGUCCACCACUGCCUAUUUGUUUCCGACUAUGGACCAAUCUGAGCAAGUAGGCACACAAAUUUCGUCAGACAAGAUGCUGCCACUUCUAAACCAAUUGUGUUUAUGAUCAGGUCUUACAUAACAUAUAAUGGUCAGAUCCUAAUUGUGAGAAGAGAAACCCAUCAGCAUAGGCUAGGAAUCCCCCAUUGAACGUCUAUUUAUCAGCAAAACAGGCCAUGUCAAAGCAUCAGUUAGCUGGUUAAUCUAGAAACAUUGUUAAUGUGGGAGGCAACCAUGUCUGCCUAGGGAGACUAUGGACCGGUCUGAGCAAAGAUGCACAUUCAUUUCGUCAGACAAGAUGGUUCCACUUCUAAACCAAUGGAUUAUUAUCAGGUCAUAAAUAAUGAGGACUGGGAUGUCCCAGAGAAUGGCUAUUUCUCAGACACACACAAUCUCAUAAUAAAGCAUUCACUUCAAAUUAAGAUACAUGUUGAGCUAUAUGUUCUCAAUUUAAAAUGAUAUCAAUAGACAAUGUAUAGGAGGCAAAUCAUAUACCAGAUUGGGUAUACCAGGGAUGUAGCUCAGUUGAUAGAGCAUGGCGUUUGCAACGCCAGGGUUGUGGGUUUGAUUCCCACAGGGGGUAUGAAAAAAAAAAAAAUUAUGCACUAACUGUAAGUCGCUCUGGAUAAGAGCGUCUGCUAAAUGACUAAAAUGUAAUGUAAAUGUAAUUCAGUUCUGGAAUGUGCAAGUCAUGUUCCAGUCAUCUUAGCCCGGCUCGUGUCCCUGUAAUCUUAGUCCGGUUUGUGUCCCUGUAAUCUUAGUCCAGCUCAUGUCACUGUAAUCUUAGCCUGGCUCAUGUCACUGUAAUCCUAGCCCGGCUCAUGUCUCUGUAAUCUUAGCCCCUGCUCGUGUCCCUGUAAUCUUAGUCCGGCUUGUGUCCCUGUAAUCUUAGUCCGGUUUGUGUCCCUGUAAUCUUAGUCCAGCUCAUGUCACUGUAAUCUUAGUCCGGCUCGUGUCACUGUAAUCCUAGCCCGGCUCAUGUCACUGUAAUCUUAGCCCGGCUCGUGUCACUGUAAUCCUAGCCCGGCUCAUGUCACUGUAAUCUUAGCCCGGCUCAUGUCACUGUAAUCUUAGUCCAGCUCAUGUCACUGUAAUCUUAGCCUGGCUCAUGUCACUGUAAUCUUAGUCCAGCUCAUGUCACUGUAAUCUUAGUCCAGCUCAUGUCACUGUAAUCCUAGCCCGGCUCAUGUCACUGUAAUCUUAGCCCGGCUCGUGUCACUGUAAUCUUAGCCCGGCUCGUGUCACUGUAAUCCUAGCCCGGCUCGUGUCACUGUAAUCUUAGCCCGGCUCGUGUCACUGUAAUCUUAGCCCGGCUCGUGUCACUGUAAUCUUAGCCCGGCUCGUGUCACUGUAAUCCUAGCCCGGCUCAUGUCACUGUAAUCUUAGCCCGGCUCGUGUCACUGUAAUCCUAGCCCGGCUCGUGUCACUGUAAUCUUAGCCCGGCUCGUGUCACUGUAAUCUUAGCCCGGCUCGUGUCACUGUAAUCUUAGCCCGGCUCGUGUCACUGUAAUCUUAGCCCGGCUCGUGUCACUGUAAUCUUAGCCCGGCUCGUGUCACUGUAAUCUUAGCCCGGCUCAUGUCACUGUAAUCUUAGCCCGGCUCGUGUCACUGUAAUCUUAGCCCGGCUCAUGUCACUGUAAUCUUAGCCCGGCUCGUGUCACUGUAAUCUUAGCCCGGCUCAUGUCACUGUAAUCUUAGCCCGGCUCGUGUCACUGUAAUCUUAGCCCGGCUCAUGUCACUGUAAUCCUAGCCCGGCCCGUGUCACUGUAAUCUUAGCCCGGCUCGUGUCACUGUAAUCUUAGCCCGGCUCAUGUCACUGUAAUCUUAGCCCGGCUCGUGUCACUGUAAUCUUAGUCCAGCUCAUGCACUGUAAUCGUAGUCACGCCUCAUGUCACUGUAAUCUUAGCCUGCUCAUGUCACUGUAAUCUUAGUCCAGCUGUGUCAUGUAAAUCCCAUAGUCUAAUUCUAUAGAGAGCUUGGGGCUCAACUGCUUUGGACAUCUCCUGCUGGGCCCAAGCAUGCACAUAUGGUGCUAUUUUAGUUGUCUGUAAAAGUGGACUUCAAACUGCUAAAAUGGGCAGUUUAUUAAAAAACGAAAGUAUGGAAAGUAAAUAGCCUAACUUUCGCUGAUGCCAAUUUGGCAACAGGGAGACUAGAAAUGGUAUCCUCUUUUAUAGCUGAGAUGAUCAGACAUUGUGCACUUGCCAAGAGGGGAACUCUAUCCCUAUCAACUGCAUUAAAUAUCACUGACAUUGCGUCAAGUUAAAAAAUAUUAGAUCAUGAUUACAUGAACAGAGAGGCAGUGUGUUGAGCUAUUCCUGUCCAGGGGUCUAAGACGAUAACAUGGGGGUGUCUUCCAUCAUGGAGGGCAAUUCCAGUCCCCAGGGGCCUGAUUGGUUGUCACACUUUAGCCCCAGCCCCAGCUAACUCACCUGACUCCAAUAAUCAAAUAAUCACGAUCUUCAGUUUAGAAUGCAAUUAGUUUAAUCAGCUGCGUUGGCUAGGGAUGGUGAAAAAGGUGUGACACCACUCUGGCCCCCGAGGACUGGAGUUGCCCGUCCCUGCCUUAGAUGGUAACGGGGUACCACAUUGGUCCCCUCCCGACCAGCAGAGUAACACUACACCCCUAUCAAGUGGAACAUCGUCGCCUAUAAAUGGCGUCUCAAAUUUCUUGUUUAAUUAACAGCAGUGUGGGUGGACCCUACUUUCUGGAGAAAUUCCUCUGUUUACUGUGCCGUUGCCGUGGUAGCAAGGGGUGAUCUGGUCGGGGAGAAACCUGAGAGGACACACAUGGAAAGUAGUGCCCAGUCAGACAGACAGCGGUUCCAGCGCUUGAACGACUCCGCCUCGUCAAUCAGAGAUGAUAGGAGAGGGGUGUGUGAAGAGAACCAGGGUAGAGGGGGUUGGACAUCAGAGAUGAUAGGAGAGGGGUGUGUGAAGAGAACCAGGGUAGAGGGGGUUGGACACCAGAGAUGAUAGGAGAGGGGUGUGUGAAGAGAACCAGGGUAGAGGGGGGGUUGGACAUCAGAGAUGAUAGGAGAGGGGUGUGUGAAGAGAACCAGGGUAGAGGGGGUUGGACAUCAGAGAUGAUAGGAGAGGGUUGUGAAGAGAACCAGGGUAGAGUGGGUUGGACAUCAAGAGAUGAUAGGAAGGGGUGUGUGAAGAGAACCAGGGUAGAGGGGGGUUGGACAUCAGAGAUGAUAGGAGGAGGGGGUGUGUGAAGAGAACCAGGGUAGAGUGGGUUGGACAUCAAGAUGAUAGGAGAGGGUGUGUGAAAGAACCAGGUGUAGAGGGGGUUGGACAUCAUAGUGAUAGGAGAGGGGUGUGUGAAGAGAACCAGGGUAGAGGGGGUGGACACCAGAGAUGAUAGGAGAGGGGGUGUUGAAGAGAACCAGGGGUAGAGGGGGGUUGGACAUCAGAGAUGAUAGGAGAGGGGUGUGUGAAGAGAACCAGGGUAGAGGGGUUGGACAUCAAGAUGAUAGGAGAGGGGGUGUGUGAGAGAACCAGGGUAGAGGGGGUUGGACAUCAGAGAUGAUAGGAGAGGGGUGUGUGAAGAGAACCAGGGGUAGAGGGGUUGGACAUCAGAGAUGAUAGGAGAGGGGUGUGUGAAGAGAACCAGGGGUAGAGGGGGUUGGACAUCAGAGAUGAUAGGAGAGGGGUGUGUGAAGAGAACCAGGGUAGAGGGGGUUGGACAUCAGAGAUGAUAGGAGAGGGGUGUGUGAAGAGAACCAGGGUAGAGGGGGGUUGGACAUCAGAGAUGAUAGGAGAGGGGUGUGUGAAGAGAACCAGGGUAGAGGGGGUUGGACAUCAAGAUGAUAGGAGAGGGUGUGUAAGAGAACCAGGUAGAGGGGUUGGACAUCAGGAUGAUAGAGAGGGUGUUGAAGAGAACCAGGGUAGAGGGGGUUGGACAUCAGAGAUGAUAGGAGAGGGGUGUGUGAAGAGAACCAGGGUAGAGGGGGUUGGACAUCAGAGAUGAUAGGAGAGGGGUGUGUGAAGAGAACAGGUAGAGUGGGUUUGGACAUCAGAGAUGAUAGAGAGGGUGUGUGAAGAGAACCAGGGUAGAGGGGGUUGGACAUCAGAGAUGAUAGGAGAGGGGUGUGUGAAAGAACCAGGGUAGAGGGGGUGGACAUCAGAGAUGAUAGAGAGGGUGUGUGAAGAGAACCAGGUAGAGGGGUUGGACACAGAAUGAUAGGAGAGGGGUUGUGAGAGACCGGUAGAGAGGGUUGGACACAGAGAUGAUAGAAGGUGUUUGAAGAGAACCAGGGUAGAGAGGGUUGGACACCAGAGAUGAUAGGAGAGGGGUGUGUGAAGAGAACCAGGUAGAGGGGUUGACACAAGAUGAUAGGAGAGGGGUGAAGAACCAGGGUAGAGAGGGUUGGACCUCAAGAUGAUAGGAGAGGGUUGUGAGGGAACCAGGGUAGAGGGUUUGGACAUCAGAAUGAUAGGGAGGGUGUGUGACCGUGGAGGGGACAUCAGAGAGAUCAGAGAGGGUUUAAGAACCAGUAGAGAGUUGGACAUCAGAGAUGAUAGGAGAGCCAGGGCAGAUGCAUCUAACAUACCUUUUAUUCCUCUGCAGAUUACCCAUGCAUGACUGGGAGACCUGA